AGUAGAAAACCGUCGGCUCUAAAAACAUUCCAAACUCAUCUUCAACACGAUGACAGAAGUAGUUUAAAUAGGAGUGGAAUAAAUACCUUUAGCUUUCUUUGACUGACGAAUUACAAAAAGGAUGAAGUGUUCUGAAGGGAUCUGUUGGGUUUCUCGCCAUUUUAUCGCAAUCGCUGUUCUUUUUGUAGUUACUCAAAGUCUGUUACAGUAUGAGGUUGUUGCUCAAGAAUCAGACUCUGACCUACCUAUAUGCAACAGAAGUCAAAACUUUUUCCUUCUUAAUUCAUCGACAACAACACUACAGAACUUUAGCAGCCCAAACUUCCCAGCAGACUACCCAACUUACAGUUACUGUAUAUGGGUACUCACGGCACCUAUUGGAAAGCUAGUGAAACUCGUCUUUAGUUCGUUUUCUAUAUAUUCACCUUCUGCUUCAAAUUCAAGAGAUUGUCCUUAUGCAUACGUCAAGGUCACAGAGCAAGACAAGCAGGGAAAUUCUCAAGUUGUUGGAAGUUUUUGUGGAAAUCAACCUCCACAAACUAUAUAUUCCAGUGGAGGGAGCUUGAGGGUAGAAUUCAAAAAUACUUUUAGAGCAUCAGCUAAAGGAUUUGUGGCUAAAUAUGCUGCAAUACAACCAGGGACAGCAUGCUCAGAGCACAACUCCCUUGAUGAGAAUACCAACAUUCUACUUGAUGCAUCUACAGGACGCAUCGUAACACCACAAUUUACUGAUUCCUUUUCCAAGGCAAUAGACUGCACAUGGAAGAUUACACUCCCUCCAAAAAAUGGAGUGAACAUGUCAUUUCAUGCAUUCAAACCCAAGAAGCAAGUACCAUGCAGUGACGCUGCUUUAGAGGUUUAUAAUGGUCGUUAUGGGCGUGGCCAUGGUGCUCAACUAGGUGUCUUUUGUGAGAGUUCAGUAUUGCCUGUUAUAUAUUCUGCUGGAAGGUACAUGUCCCUUCGCUGGAGAGGAAAGAAUCCUGAGAGUGCUAUUGAAUUUGAGAUGGACUUCAGAUCCAUUCAACAAAAGGUGAAUGGUUCCUGUGACCAGAUGGAUAGGCUGAGGAGUGUUGUCAGAUUAGAGGGAGUUGCUGGAAGUAUUUUUAGUCCAGGCUAUCCAGAAGAAUACCCAAACAACAAGGAAUGUGCAUGGCAUCUUUCUGUCCCAUCUGGGUUUAACAUCAGACUUAAAUUUCUCACAUUUCAACUUGAAUCCAGUGGAAAUUGUAAAUCAGACUUUGUGGAAGUAAGAGAUGGAGACUCACCAACAAGCCCUCUAAAGAAUGCGUUUUGUGGGUCGUCUCUUCCACCUGUAUUAAUAUCAAAAGGCAGGCACAUGUAUGUGAGUUUUAGGAGCAACUUUGCUUCAAGUGGGAAAGGUUUUCUUGCUGUCUUUGAAUCUACAACUGAAGCACCUAAAACCAUCACGACCCCAUGGGUGCAACCAGGCAUUUGCUCCCCAGAUUACACCUCUACUGUUAAUAACAACUUAAAGCUGUCUGGAUCAUCAGGGGUUAUCCUGAGCCCCCUCUAUCCCUCCCAGUACCCUAACAGCAUCAGCUGUACCUGGAAAAUAUCUGUUCCAGAUGAUAAAAGAAUACGUCUUGAGUUUGAUGACUUCUGGAUUGACGACCAACGUGGUUGCCAUGGUGACUACCUGGAGGUACGAGAUGGUCCUGGUACUUCAAGCCCAAUGCUUGGCGAUAAAUACUGUGGGAAUAAAAACCCUGGGGAGAUCUACUCAACAGGCUCGAGUAUAAGGUUGCAGUUUGUUUCAGAUGCUAGUGGUACCAGCCAUGGGUUUAAGGCCAAAUAUUCAGCCGUUAGCAAGCCUUUCAAUCGGUUUAUCGCUGUAGGUAUUGCUAUCGGAGCCAUUGUCAUAGUACUGAUAGCCAUUCUCAUUUACUGCAAGAUCAAGAAAAAGAGAAGUAAAGAUUUAGAAGAUGACAUAGAGGACUUUGAAGAUGGCCAAGGGACGAUAGAUUCCAGGCAAGCUGAAACACCAGGCAACCCGUUGCUUAGCAAUGGAGCCGAGACGCACCAUAACAACGCCACGCCGAAUGACCGCUACAGUGUCAAUUAUGAACCAAGACCAGUUGCUAUGGAAACACUCCUUAACGACCAAGGGAGUAUUAAAAAUGACUUGACCGAGGAAGAGUGUGCAUGGUUUAAACCAAGUAAAAGGAAAAGUAAAGGUUUCGAGUAGUUUUACAUGGAUGAAUAGGUUUUAGUUCCAAAGCAGCUGAAGGAAAGAAAUUUUCAAACGUUGUCUUUCGUGAACUCUGCAACAUAACCCGCGAAAUUCGACAUUGCACAAUCCUUGCAGACUUCAAAUCCUCAUUCCAUAUUAUCACACGAGAUUGGUAUGUCUUGUAUUGCUGAACAAUGUGUACGGCGUACAGCAGGUCAUUAGGACUGUUUCAAAAGCUGUCAACUUGAAAUAACCCGAUGCUAACCUCAAAUACCAUACCGUAAAUUCCCAUCCCACACCCGGAUAAAUAACCAUUUCUCACCCCAAGUAAAAACCCUCACGACUAAGUAUAAGGCCAGGGGUUAUGACCGGGGUUUUACGGUAUGCGCUCAAAAUCUUCCGAUGGCUUUGCCAAACUUUGUGAAAGUUGGCUUAUUGAACAGAAACUAAAUACCUUGAAUGAACUAUGAGCACAAGACAGACCAAAACACGUGUGAUGCUAGUACAAGGGUAUUACGUGGAGAAAACAAUGUAUCUCACUGAAAGAAGAAUGGCCGUCUGUACUACCACUAGUAUCUUCAAAUAUAGCAAACCUUUGGUGUCUAACGACACUAAUUCAAGUAUGCAGUCAGGGUGUGGGAGAGGACUUAGCAAGAAAGUCUGCGUCCCGAAAGAAUGACCACGAUACCUAAUGCUUUACCGACUGGGUACAACACUACUUUACAGUAUUUAUCCUUUAUGGCUGUGUUUUUGUAUUAUAGAUUAUAUUUUCCAAUAGUGCAUGUAUGUACAUAUUUUCUAGGGGUCAAGCCCCAAUGGAUGCUACUAUAGUUGUAUACCUUUUUGUAAGGAUACGGAAAUAUUUAUGUAACAUUGCUCAGCUAGAACUGCACUCAUUUGACUUAGUCUUGAUUUCUAGCCUUUGACGCUUCGUGCAUAUAUAUCCACGUACACCCCUGUGGCGCUUAAGGGAGAGUAUCGCGGAGACACAAACCCCCAAAGGCUGUAAAUGUGGACCAAGAGUUAUAUAUUGCGAGUAAUGGUAUUUUUAAGAGUAUACCCGCUUAUAAGCGGUCCGCUGAUAAACGGAUGGGUAGAGGGAGGGAACGAAAGAUGAUGUCUGACUUGUCUAAAUUACCAGCACUUGGUAAUUAAAUUUCAACGCGAAAAAAAUUUUGAAGUUCAAAACGCCUAGUUUCUUAGAAUAGAGUGUUUUUAAUCAUCGUCCAUAAUGCGAAAGGUUUCUUGUAAAGAAACGAUUUUGUUGUUCUAAAUAAACUAAAAGAAAGAAUUCCUCUAACCACA
Messenger RNA from Actinia tenebrosa (Australian red waratah sea anemone), 3496 nucleotides. Its product is annotated as tolloid-like protein 2. NCBI's taxonomy places the organism in Eukaryota, Metazoa, Cnidaria, Anthozoa, Actiniaria, Actiniidae. The record is from RefSeq and is a predicted model, not a curated record.